UUUUUAAAUUCAAAUACGGAUGGAUAAGAAAAGAAGUGAUGUAAACAUGGGUAUUUAUGUGAUGUAAUUAAACUCCUAAGCAAAUAUAAUGUGGAAAAGAAUCUUAAAAUCUCAAAUAACUUUAACAAAGCAGCCUUGUUUUAAAGGAAUUCCUACAAGUUGUAGAUCAACAUUUACCAAAUCAAAGCUACAAACCUUCAAUAUGAUGGCGUACAAUAAUCUGAAUCCAGCAUGUUGCCAAUUAUUUUUUAAAUCAACAAUCUCACAAGAAAAAAGUCAAUAUUCACUGCAUCAAGAUAAACAUACUAUAAUGGAAGCCUUUGUUAAUAAAACCCCAGCCGGCGUUCAACCUUAUUUGAAAUUGAUGAGAAUCGAAAAACCUACUGGUACAUGGCUACUCUUAUGGCCUUGUUAUUGGAGUCUUUCUUUUGCAACUGCACAUGGUUGCUUACCUGAUCCAACUUUAUUAGCAUUAUUUGGUGCAGGUGCUGUUUUAAUGGUUGCACCAUAA
Messenger RNA from Parasteatoda tepidariorum (common house spider), 511 nucleotides. Lineage: Eukaryota; Metazoa; Arthropoda; Arachnida; Araneae; Theridiidae. The record is from RefSeq and is a predicted model, not a curated record.